GUAAAUGACCUUGACAUAUAACCAGCUGUCUGGGAAAUCUGGGAGGUUCUAGAUCAUUUUAUUUUUUUUACCAAUACAAUGAAUUUCAUGGAUUCAUUUGAAAACUUUUAAAAGUCUAACAAAGCCUAGGUUAGAAUUGCGUUAUUUACAUUAUGAAAUGACAAAACCUACAUCAUUUUCUACUGAAUCUUCUUCUAGUUACAGUUUUUCUACGGAUUAUGAGAGCGUAUUGAACUUUGAAAAAAAGCAAGUUAACAUGGCAGAUAAUAAAGGUUUAUUACUUAAUUUUGUUUAAAAAAUAGGCAAUUCAUCGUUUAUCAUAUAUUUUAUAUCAGUGAUAUCAGAUUGAAUUCAUUUAUACAAAUCGUUCAUCAGAUGACCUAGCUCGUUAUGAUCAGUCAUGUCUAGAAAUGGUGAUCGAAUGUGGACUUAUGCAACAGGCAUUUAUCUUUUUGCACUUGAUCAUGGCAAAUUUAGGCUGGCUGCUAUUUUCGGGGUUUUAUGCGGUAUAUCAGUAUUGCUCUGCGGUGGUUUAAUCGGUAGUUUGGUUGACAGAACUGCCAGGUUAAAAGCUGUAAAAAUCAGUCUGGCAGUGCAGAAUUUAUGCGUAGCCAUUGCUGCCACAGCAUUUUAUUUAUAUCUUUGGUAUUGCGGUAUUUCUAUUGACUGGAGUAAUAAGGAACUUCAACUAAAACAACAGAAAACCUACGUUAAACAAGCAUUGCAUUUCUCAUGGGAAGCUAUGAUUGUGAUUCUAGGAGUUAUGGCUUUAUUAGCCAGCACAGCAAUGAAAAUAGCUAUUGAAAAAGAUUGGGUAAUUAUUGUUGCUGAUACGAAAUCUGGAUUGGCCAGUCUUAAUGCUGUUGUUCGAUCAAUUGAUUUGUCCUGCAAAAUUCUUGCCCCUAUAGCUGUUGGAGGAAUAAUGAGUGCUUUCGGUUUGCAAGUAUCUGCAAUAUUUAUAGCUGCAUGGAAUAUUGUCAGUUUAUUUCUCGAAUAUGCUUUACUGAAGAAGGUCUAUAACUUAGUUCCUCGUUUAGCCAUUAAAGGCACGGAUGAUGCAGUCUUGGUUGAGGAAGAAGUUAAAGUCCAAGAAAUAACUGACAAAGACGUUGAAAUGGAAGAAAUGCUCGAUAAAAAUAAAUUAAAUAAAACCGAAUCGAAUUCUCAAAAUGUAGAAGAAGAAAUACCACUAAAUGACACAAUUUCCGAAAAAGAGGUUGAGGGUAAAGAAAACGAAGGGGAAAAAAUAGAAGCCAAAGUGGAAUAUUUACGACCUAAAAAGAUUAAAAAAUCUUGCGUCCAACUUGUUUUUGGAGAAUUAAUUAUCUUGAUUAAGGGAUGGAAGAUUUAUAUGAAGCAACGGGUCGUUUGCGCUGGCUUGGCAUUAGCCUGUUUAUAUAUGACAGUUUUGGGCUUUGAUUCGGUUACUGUUGCAUAUAUAUACAGUCAAGGGGUCAAUGAAGCACUGACAGGUGUUUGUCAGGGUUUGGGAGGUUUGAUAGGGCUAUGGAUGGCGGAUUUAGUGGUAACACAAUUAAUCCAAGAGAAUGUCGUCGAAACGGAGCGUGGUUUGGUAAACGGAGUUCAAAAUUCUCUUAAUAGUUUGCUUGAUAUGCUAAAAUUUAUACUGGUUCUCUUCUUUGCCACACCAGAAGUUUUUGGCUACUUGAUUAUAUUAUCAUAUAUCUUUGUGAGUUUAGGUUGUAUUUUAUACGCAAGUUACUCGUAUAAAAUGCGUGGUCAUCUCAUUCCGAGGAGAUUAAAAUCCUUUCUACUGUGCCGAUCCCAAAAAACACCCAAUGCAAAUUCUUCACCUAUUUAUAUAGGGCCUCCUCUACAGAAAAAGUCUGAACGGAGCGUUACAGAAACAUAA
Molecule: messenger RNA, 1873 nt
Organism: Dimorphilus gyrociliatus
Lineage: Eukaryota; Metazoa; Annelida; Polychaeta; Dinophilidae
Source: the annotation of a GenBank genome assembly